ACAGGGCGCUGCAGGACAUCACUGCUCCAGGUCACCGACACAUUCAAACAAAAUAUUAUAAAGACUCGGGGCUGCUGUGAUGGAGGACGAGCCGCGAGCAGAUGAGACACCGGAGUCUGUGCAGUUUAGUAACAUUGUGUACUGAGGCAGAUGGUGAAAGACUCCUCGCCUAUGUCCCUCUCAUCUAACAGAAGGCCGUCUGCAGCACCUCGCAGACGGCCUGCUGGUACAGCCAGUAGCAGACAGCCACACACACAUCUGGAUUCUACCAUUACCAGCACUUGCUCAGCAUCGUCCUGCAAAGGCACAGAAAUCAAUAGCAAACCACGAUCACACCCAGCUACACCUCGACGGCAGGCGAAGUACGGAGGCUGUAGUGAGAAUCACGGGAUCCGUCCUCCUGCUCCCGAGCAGUAUCUCACCCCGCUGCAGCAGAAGGAAGUGUGUAUCCGUCACUUACGUGCCCGGCUGAAGGAGAAUGUUGAGAGAUUGCAGGACAGGGACUCGGAGAUCGGGGAGUUGCGCAUGCAGUUGACCCGCAUGCAGGAGGACUGGAUCGAGGAGGAGUGUCAUCGCAUUGAGGCCCAGCUGGCACUAAAAGAAGCUCGACAAGAAAUCCGGCAUCUCCAGCAGGCCGUGGAAGCUGCCCGAACCAACCCGGGCCACCAUGACUCGGACGUACAGGACUGUAAGUCCGAUGGAGCGAGGGGAGUCAAACUGGAGUCAAGACAUGGAACCUCGAGGUCAUGUGGCUGCUCUCCAGCUCACACCAUUGGUCGCAGUGCCACCUUUACUAGGCUGAGCACUGAGACAUUGCCUGGCAUCGACCGCAAUGGAAAUGUUACGUCCGAGCACCGCGUUCACCCCAUUCCCGCCAAUCGAGGAGCUGCGACUUUACCAAGAGGUGACGGACGCUCUCGACUCAUCCUGGAAGCAGCCCAUCUAUCCGAGCAGGCCCCUCCUACGAUGCUGUGUUCCAGCCUUUCACGCUCGGCUACCCAUGAGAAACUGUGUAGUGGGGCUGUAGGUCGACCCUGCCGUAUGGUGAACAACAACUGCAGCUGUGCACUGCAUGCCUGCCUCCCUCAUCAUCAUCUUUUCUUACAUCUCCCCCAGCAGGAAGCUCCACCUCCUCCACCUCCUACACCACCAUCAGCACCGCCCAGUGCAUCUGAUGUAAGCGAUAAGCCUGGAUUCAGAUCGCAAGCCUGCAGCCCGACUAUCACCUGGAUUUCACCGGAGGAAGAGGAGGAAGAAGGUGAAGAACUGAGCGUCAUCACCUUGGCCACAACAGCGCCGGACAUCACUCUUGCGGAACCGCAAACGGUUUCAGUGUCUUCCUCCACCAAACUGUCCACACAAAAAUCUUACCUCGCUGAACCUUUACCGAAAGACAACCUUGCCCAGUCAAAAACAGCUCCACAACUGGUGUUGACUAUGCCACAAAUCCAGCAACCUAGUCUUCGGGCACCUCCAACACCUGAACAGCCACCACAGAUCAAAGAAAAUGAUGGAGCUAUUGAGGAAGAUGAGGCACAAGAACAAGAUCCUUCUAACUGUCACUGGAGCCGCUACUUCCUUGUUGAUCUUCUAGCCGUGACCAUUCCGAUUGCACCUACGUUGGCAUGGCUUUGUCGAGGAGGGCAGCAUGAGAUCAUGCCAGCGUACCACAUGGGCUCCCUGCUACGUGGUUGUUGUGCAGUGGCACUUCAUUCACUAAGACGUGUUGGCAGCACCCGUAGCCGAGGGCCGUCUGGAACAGGGGGCGCGACGGCAAUCUGAAUAUCUGCCCAAGACUGGUGUGUUCCUUUUACACUUACAUCAUAUAUCAUGUUUGCUAGACAUGCUAAUGGGUAAAAAGUAACAACAUAUGGUUCCAUCAGGUUUUAUUUAUGGAAGGAGAAAUGUCUUACUACAAUCUGAAUUUGUUUUUUUCCGCCCUCCUUUUGUUUCCCUAAUGUGGCCAGUUCCCAUGCAACAGUCAGUUCUCCACUCCACACACAAAAAAUACCAAUUGGGCACCAACUACCAACUCUUUUCAAAUUGCUAAUAUAAUGAUGUGUUACAUGACCGUGUAACUCACUUUAAGAAAUCAGUAUCCAACCUCUUCCACAGUUGAGUUCACAGCUAGCUAGAAUUGGCUGGUGUAUUAAAAGUAUGCUGUCCAGCCCAUCCAGAGACACCCAGCCACAGAUGACUCUUGCAUCUUUAGGAAUUGAAGGAUAGGGUACAAAAAAAUAAGUUGCUAAAUUCAGUAACUAUCACAUUUUAAUUUAAAUUUAGUUCAAAAUUAGAAAUGUUGGAAAUUUCUAUCUCAAUUUGAAAUUUAGAGUUGCGCUAUUGCCUCGGGCCUACAGGGUUGGGGUUCCAUUCUUGCCCCUACUCAACAUACAGUACAGUAUGUGGGGUUCACAUGCUCUUCCCAUGAGGUGGGUUUUCUCCAGGUACUCCAGGAUUUUCCAGAGGCAUGCAGAGUACAUUAACUGGUGCUUGUGUGUGCAAUGGUGCACUGUGAUGGUUGGCACCCCAUUCAUGGUGCACACCAACAACUGAAUUUAAAUUCAGUUAAAUUUUCCAUGCCUAAAAUCAAACAGAAACCUUAUACACAAAUUCAUGUAAUGAAAAAUGUAGUUUGAUCUAAUUCAACUACAAAACCUUUCUACAGUUUCCCGUGAAGCUAUGUGCAUAUUUCAAAUUCAGAUUGUAGCAGCACAUAUCUAAACCCAUAUUAUCCAUUUUAAUUUCACUGACAUGGCCUUUGCUUAUUUCAGGACUCAUGCUCUUUUGCUGAUUUCCACCAAUUGUCACGUUUCCUUCUUUGCACUCAGUGGUUUCUCUCCUCCUCUCUACUCCGCUCUGAUUGUUCCUGUUCCAGCCUUCAAAAAGAAAACACAGAUCCAAAAUGGCAGGUCUCUGCCAAAGAACACUGGGAUAUUAACAGUACCUCAUCUUUAAUGUUUAGAUAUGAAACAAUGCUCCUUAAACGCAGCGUGUAUCAGGUUACUAUUUGUUGGAUAGUUUUCGCCAGCGCUUGCAUCAAGACUAGUCCUUAUUCAUAUGAGCGUGUUCAUCCAAGCCUGAAACCCAAUACCACUGUUUGGAUUCAAGAGGAUAAUAAAGAGUGGAUCUUGUGCAAGUAAGCGCUUGGCUGAAAGAAUGUCUUACGGGUUUAAAGAAUGUAGCGUGCUCUUAUAUGCUUAAGAAAGCUUUUAUUUUUUUAUUUGUAUUAUACGAUGCAGUCUCAGGCUGAAUUCUUGUUAUAGAUACACUGAUACUACAUUUAAUUACAUUUAAAAAAAAGAAAAGAAAAAAAAAAGAGCCCAGCAAAGGGUUGGCUUGCUUUUAACAGUUUAUUGCAAUAUAGUUACAGUUUGGAAGUACAUCUGCUUUAUUAUACAGCUGAUCUCAACUCAGCACAUAUAGUAGAUCUGGGUGUAGUAGUUAAUUACAAUUUUUCCCCUCUUUGCCAGUUUUCUCCAUCUUAAAUUUCCUGUAAAAGCUUUAUUCUCAGUUUAGCACUUUAUAGCAGAGCAUUAACUGCAAUUCAGGGUUGUGUUGCAUGCGGUCAGGUAAAUAAAACGUUAUCUAUAUGAAAUUAUGCAUCUUAGCAAUUUAGAACUGUGCUAUAGCAAAGCUAUGCACUUCAAUAAUGAAUUCCAAUCAGGGACAUUGGCAAACAACAGAAGCGCUCAAUGAAGUCCGGUUAUGGACUGGCUCACAUUUUCCACAAGACUAACGAGCCCCAUUCAUUUUAAUAAAAGCAACAGCAUUAGCAAUAGAGGUUCCUGUACCCAGAGUGGAACAUCCACCAUAAUUGUAGACAUUAUCAAGUAUGCAGCCUUCAAAGGGUUUUUUUUCUUUUAAUGGGGAAAAAAAGGCUGAAUUCUGUUCUG
Messenger RNA from Clarias gariepinus (North African catfish), 3893 nucleotides. RefSeq names its product syntaphilin (gene snpha). NCBI's taxonomy places the organism in Eukaryota, Metazoa, Chordata, Actinopteri, Siluriformes, Clariidae. Gene Ontology annotation, biological process: neuron differentiation. The transcript is spliced from 5 exons. The record is from RefSeq and is a predicted model, not a curated record. Bases 151 to 1782 code for a protein of 543 amino acids. Gene Ontology annotation, cellular component: cytoplasmic microtubule; mitochondrion.